ACGGGCGGGCUCGGCUCUCCCGGGGAGCGGCCCGGGACUGCACCCGGACCGGCGCCUCCCCGCUCCGCGCUGCCCUCGGCCUCGCCCCGGGCCCGGGCGGAUGAGCCGCGCGCCCGGGGGACAUGGAAGCGCUGACGCUGUGGCUUCUCCCCUGGAUAUGCCAGUGCGUGUCGGUGCGGGCCGACUCCAUCAUCCACAUCGGUGCCAUCUUCGAGGAGAACGCGGCCAAGGACGACAGGGUGUUCCAGCUGGCCGUAUCAGACCUCAGCCUCAACGAUGACAUCCUGCAGAGCGAGAAGAUCACCUACUCCAUCAAGGUCAUCGAGGCCAACAACCCGUUCCAGGCCGUUCAGGAAGCCUGUGACCUCAUGACCCAGGGGAUUUUGGCCUUGGUCACGUCCACUGGCUGUGCGUCUGCCAACGCCCUGCAGUCACUCACAGAUGCGAUGCAUAUCCCACACCUCUUUGUCCAGCGCAACCCAGGGGGGUCUCCGCGCACUGCCUGCCACCUGAACCCCAGCCCUGACGGUGAGGCCUACACGCUGGCCUCCAGACCGCCCGUGCGCCUCAAUGACGUCAUGCUCAGGCUGGUGACAGAGCUGCGCUGGCAGAAGUUUGUCAUGUUCUACGACAGCGAGUAUGAUAUCCGUGGGCUCCAAAGCUUUCUGGAUCAGGCCUCGCGGCUGGGCCUUGACGUCUCUUUGCAAAAGGUGGACAAGAACAUUAGCCACGUGUUCACCAGUCUCUUCACCACGAUGAAGACAGAGGAGCUGAACCGCUAUCGGGACACACUACGCCGAGCCAUCCUUCUGCUCAGCCCACAGGGGGCCCACUCCUUCAUCAAUGAGGCCGUAGAGACCAAUCUGGCUUCCAAGGACAGCCACUGGGUCUUUGUGAAUGAGGAAAUCAGCGACCCAGAGAUCCUGGAUCUGGUGCACAGCGCCCUUGGCAGGAUGACUGUGGUCCGGCAGAUCUUCCCAUCUGCAAAGGACAACCAGAGAUGCAUGAGGAACAACCACCGCAUCUCCUCCCUGCUCUGUGACCCCCAGGAAGGCUACCUCCAGAUGCUGCAGAUCUCCAACCUCUACCUGUAUGACAGUGUCCUGAUGCUGGCCAAUGCCUUCCACCGGAAGCUGGAGGACCGGAAGUGGCAUAGCAUGGCGAGCCUGAACUGUAUACGCAAGUCCACCAAGCCAUGGAAUGGAGGAAGGUCCAUGCUGGACACGAUCAAAAAGGGCCACAUCACUGGCCUCACAGGGGUGAUGGAGUUUCGGGAGGACAGCUCGAAUCCCUACGUCCAGUUUGAAAUCCUCGGCACAACCUAUAGUGAGACCUUUGGCAAAGACAUGCGGAAGUUGGCGACGUGGGACUCAGAGAAAGGUCUGAAUGGCAGCCUGCAAGAGAGGCCCAUGGGCAGCCGCCUCCAAGGACUGACUCUCAAAGUGGUGACUGUCUUGGAAGAGCCUUUCGUGAUGGUGGCUGAGAACAUCCUUGGACAGCCCAAGCGCUACAAAGGGUUCUCCAUAGAUGUCCUGGAUGCAUUGGCCAAAGCUCUGGGCUUCAAAUAUGAGAUUUACCAAGCCCCCGAUGGCAGGUAUGGUCACCAGCUCCAUAACACCUCCUGGAACGGAAUGAUCGGGGAGCUCAUCAGCAAGAGAGCAGACUUGGCCAUCUCUGCCAUCACGAUCACCCCGGAGAGGGAGAGCGUUGUGGACUUCAGCAAGCGGUACAUGGACUAUUCAGUGGGGAUCCUAAUCAAGAAGCCCGAGGAGAAAAUCAGCAUCUUCUCUCUUUUUGCUCCAUUUGAUUUUGCUGUCUGGGCCUGCAUUGCAGCCGCCAUCCCUGUGGUGGGUGUGCUCAUCUUUGUGCUGAAUCGGAUACAGGCCGUGAGGGCUCAAAGUGCUGCCCAGCCCCGACCAUCCGCUUCGGCCACCUUGCACAGUGCCAUCUGGAUAGUCUACGGCGCCUUCGUACAGCAAGGUGGCGAAUCCUCAGUGAACUCCAUGGCCAUGCGCAUCGUGAUGGGCAGCUGGUGGCUCUUCACCCUCAUCGUGUGCUCCUCCUACACGGCGAAUCUUGCUGCAUUCCUCACCGUGUCCAGGAUGGACAACCCCAUAAGGACAUUCCAGGACCUCUCCAAACAAGUUGAUAUGUCUUACGGUACAGUCCGGGAUUCUGCUGUGUAUGAGUACUUCCGAGCCAAGGGCACCAACCCCCUGGAACAAGACAGCACAUUUGCUGAACUCUGGAGGACCAUCAGCAAGAACGGAGGGGCUGACAACUGUGUGUCCAGUCCUUCGGAAGGCAUCAGGAAGGCAAAGAAGGGGAACUACGCCUUUUUAUGGGAUGUGGCAGUGGUGGAGUACGCAGCCCUAACAGAUGAUGACUGCUCUGUGACUGUCAUUGGCAACAGCGUCAGCAGCAAGGGCUACGGGAUCGCCCUGCAGCACGGCAGCCCCUACAGGGACCUCUUCUCCCAGAGGAUCCUGGAGUUGCAGGACACUGGGGACCUGGACGUGCUCAAGCAAAAGUGGUGGCCUCAUAUGGGCCGCUGUGAUCUCACCAGCCACGCCAGUGCCCAGGCCGACGGCAAAUCCCUCAAGCUGCACAGCUUCGCUGGGGUCUUCUGCAUCCUGGCCAUCGGCCUCCUCCUGGCCUGCCUGGUGGCCGCCCUGGAGUUGUGGUGGAACAGCAACCGGUGCCACCAGGAGACCCCCAAAGAGGACAAAGAAGUGAAUUUGGAGCAGGUUCACCGGCGCAUGAACAGUCUAAUGGAUGAAGACAUUGCUCACAAGCAGAUUUCCCCAGCGUCCAUUGAGCUUUCGGCCCUGGAGAUGGGGGGCCUGGCUCCCAGCCAAGCCUUGGAGCCGACGCGAGAGUACCAGAACACACAGCUCUCGGUCAGCACUUUUCUGCCAGAGCAAAGCAGCCACGGCCCCAGCCGGACACUCUCGUCAGGGCCUAGCAGCAAUCUGCCGCUGCCCCUCAGCAGCUCGGCCACCAUGCCCUCCAUGCAGUGCAAACACAGGUCGCCCAAUGGGGGGCUAUUCCGCCAGAGCCCGGUGAAGACCCCCAUCCCCAUGUCCUUCCAGUCUGUGCCGGGAGGCGUCCUUCCAGAGGCCUUGGACACCUCCCAUGGCACCUCCAUCUGACCGCGCCGCCUGCCCUCCCGCCCGCCCAUCCACCCACCCGACCAGCAGAGCUUUUU
Messenger RNA from Prionailurus viverrinus (fishing cat), 3208 nucleotides. RefSeq names its product glutamate ionotropic receptor delta type subunit 1 (gene GRID1). NCBI's taxonomy places the organism in Eukaryota, Metazoa, Chordata, Mammalia, Carnivora, Felidae. The record is from RefSeq and is a predicted model, not a curated record. Gene Ontology annotation, biological process: synaptic transmission, glutamatergic; modulation of chemical synaptic transmission; monoatomic ion transport. The coding region runs from base 123 to 3152 and encodes 1009 amino acids. Gene Ontology annotation, cellular component: postsynaptic membrane; plasma membrane. The transcript is spliced from 16 exons. Gene Ontology annotation, molecular function: transmitter-gated monoatomic ion channel activity involved in regulation of postsynaptic membrane potential; glutamate-gated receptor activity.